This is a messenger RNA of Dioszegia hungarica, 384 nucleotides long. RefSeq lists its product as uncharacterized. Bases 1 to 384 code for a protein of 127 amino acids. NCBI's taxonomy places the organism in Eukaryota, Fungi, Basidiomycota, Tremellomycetes, Tremellales, Bulleribasidiaceae. The transcript has a single exon. The record is from RefSeq and is a predicted model, not a curated record.
AUGCUCUCCCGCGACAAACGGCCGAAAGCUUCGUCGGCACAUCCCUCCAUUCCCAGCAGCCAUAGGCCCACCUCCACCGCUGUUCACCCAGCCUCCAGCUCAUCCACCUUCCAACCGCCUUUCAUCCAGACUCGGCAAUACAUGUCGGGCUCUGCGGCGUCGACAGCAUCUGCAGGGAGCGCUCUUGGGACAAGAGGGACGUCUACUGGAUCAGGAGGACCGCAGCAGGGCGGGCCAAAUGCGGGGAGGUGGGGAGACGUUCGAAUAGUACAUCCAGCGUGGGAGGGAUUCGGGAGGGGAAUGGCUCCCGGUGCAAAUGCGGGGACGGGUGGUGCCACUGGCGGAGGAGGGAGUGGAGGGGGGGUCGGAAAGUCGAAGCUUUAG